UGUUAUGCACUAUAAUGCAGUACAACGCCAGCCGCCUGGCUUUGAAUUUUAGUUUUUCUUUUGGGUCCAAACGAUGCUUCGAGUCCUUGUGUUUUUCAUCGCAGUCGCGUCCUAUGGGCUGACCCGGAUCGAACGAGUUGACUCGCACGAGGAGUCCGGUGACUGGCACUGUGAUUCGGACCCGGGAAUCCGAAUCCAGGCCGAGUUCAAAAACGGCAUCAUCACUCUUGAUGGUCACGUUGAUGACUGGAAGGACAUUGACGGUUCUGAGUUCUCCCUCUUGCCUGCCCUGGACCCAGACGCUGAUAAAGAAUACAAUUCCGGGAAAAUGACCCUCAAGGUGGUGCAUGAUGGGAAAGAGGCAUUUUUCAUGUUGCAGGUGAAUGGGAACUAUGCAUAUACUAAAGGGUACAGUUUCAAACUGGUAGCUUUUGUUUGCCUUUUUGGUGUGGAUUUGGCAUGGUGGCAUAGUUGCUUGGUUGAUCACUCUGGUUUCGUGGAGGAAGAUAGCCCAUAUGCUUCAAACAGUCAAAAGGGAACAUAUUAUUUUGAAUUUUCAAGGCCUUUGAGAACCAUGGAUCGAAUUCAACAGGAUGCUCAGUUCACAAUCGGCAAAUCAAGCAAAGUAUCUGCAGCAUUCUGGUACCCAGAGGACGACAAACCAUGGCACGGUUCCGCUCACUAUUCGACGAGCUGUGAUUGGAUAUCUAUGGAUUUUACUCCUGGCAGUUCUGGCCUCUCCAAGGUAGAACAAAGAAGCCCGUGGGAUGCUGCAACAGCCUUUUCUCUUCUCUUUUCCGUAGUGGCUUUUUGCGUGUCUAUUUUUAUUGGGCAUCGAGUUUCUUCAGCAGCUAGGACCGUCAACUUUGCACCUAUAGAUAAUCUUUAGUUUACAUGCUUACAAGUACAAACCACGAGCUCUCUUUUGGGAUUGUGAUGGUCUUUUUUAUCAAGUUAUAUUUGUCGAUUGAGAUUACUUUUUACUAUGCAAGAGCACCUCCAGUCGUGGCGUAAAAUAGAUUUAAAUUGUUAUUUAGAUC
Messenger RNA from Olea europaea var. sylvestris, 1040 nucleotides. RefSeq lists its product as uncharacterized. Bases 74 to 889 code for a protein of 271 amino acids. The record is from RefSeq and is a predicted model, not a curated record. Lineage: Eukaryota; Viridiplantae; Streptophyta; Magnoliopsida; Lamiales; Oleaceae. The transcript has 5 exons.